CGUGUGUGUGUGUGUGUGUGUGUGUUGUUGAAUCUGAUGAUUUACAGUCAGGCUGAAGUCACAGCGGAGCUGUCUGGUCAUGUAGUCCGUCAGUUUGAUUCCUCAGGUAUGUUAGUCACACCCUGAUUACACACACACACACACACACACACACACACACACACACACACAGGGGAAACUUUAUGAAGCUUUUCUGAACUCAUGUUCAUGUUCAGGGUGAGGCGAGGGGGCUUCAAUCAGUACAUGCCCACUGGUCCUUUGAUCAUCUACUUCCUCCACCAGUCCUACUUCACAAACAGGAUGAGGAUCCUCGCUGUCUUUGGUCAGCAGUUGGACCAAUCAGAAGCCUGCAAACAAAGAGACUUUUGAAUAUUAAUGAGGUUGUUUUCUCCUCUGUGAUUGGACGAAGCUUUAAUUAUCUUUAAUAAUCUCUGAUGAUCGUUUGUUUGUUGGCGCUCCAGCUGCUGCAGUUUGAACUUCCUGUUGGUGAUGCAGACAGGUGAGUUCUCACCUGGGCUGUUUGGUCGGUUUGUGGAGGAGGAGCAAGCAGGUCAUAUGACUUUCCUCAGGCGAACCCAAGAACAGGAAGAGCUUUCAGUGUGUGUGUGUGUGUGUGUGUGAGAUUCGACCGUCCGUCAUGUCUCAACGUUCUGCUUGUUGUUUCCCUCAGGUCUCAUCGCUGCUCAGCCGUCACUGCGUUGCCACGGCGAUGUUCCAACGCAGGAAGAAGAAGCGCAGACCGGAGAUCUCUGCGCCGCAGGACUUCCAGCACCGCGUCCACACGUCGUUCGACGACGCCACAGGACGCUACGUGGGUCUGCCGCCGCAGUGGCAGAGCGUCAUCGACACGCUGAGGAGGCCACGCCCCCUGGUGGACCCCUCCACCAUCACCGAGGUCCAACUCAGGAAGACGAUCGUUCGCGGCAGCUUCAUCGGUCACGGAGACUACAUCGCUCAGGUGAUCUCUGAGAUGAGCCGUCUCUCCGUCACCAGCUCCAACUCUCUGCGCCGCAGCAGCCCGUCGGCACGGAGACGGGCCCGGUCUCUGGGUCGGCUGGGAGAACUGGCGGAGGACGAGUCGUACCAGUACGAGGAGCUCAGUCGCAAGACGGGCGGGAGCUCCACCUACUGGCAGGACCGGAUCCAACAGGUCCAUGGCGAGAGCUGCAGUCCGAAACUGAACAGAGCCCUGCAGAGAGCCAAGUCCAUCUGUGAGGUGGGCACUCUGUCCGAGGCCACGCCCCCCACACCUGUGAGGGCGGGAGCGGCGGAUUCACCAGGUGGACAGUAUGCCAGAAGCGAGGGGGCGGGGCUAAGACAGAGGCCGACUUCCUGUCACUACAGCCCGCAGACUGUGGAGACCAACAGCAGGACUCACCUGAGAUUGAACCCAGCUGCCAAUCACCUGCCGGACCUGCUGUCCUCCUCCAGAGAGACUCCCAGAAGGCCUCACUCCACCUACGACCUCAAGCAGACCUCCUCCCCCCUCCUGCUGCCCCCCCCCAACAGCACCAGCAGUCCCCUCAUCGCAGGUCGAGGGUUACCUGAGCGCUCACUCCGCCUCUCCUCCAGCUUCAACAUGGGACCUUCCCCAAAGACGUCACCCCCCCUGAACCACGACGGAGGCCCAUCCCAGCCCCGCCCCUGCCCCACAGGCUCCUCCUCUGCCCAGCAGACGGUACCUGAGGCAGGUGUGAAGGUGACUCAUGAGCAGUUCAAGGCGGCGCUGCAGAUGGUGGUGGACCCGGGAGACCCGCGGACGAUGCUGGAGAACUUUGUGAAGAUUGGGGAGGGGUCCACGGGGGUCGUGUGCAUCGCCCGGGAGAGGCACAGCGGGCGGCAGGUGGCGGUGAAGAUGAUGGACCUGAGGAAGCAACAACGGCGAGAGCUGCUGUUCAACGAGGUGGUCAUCAUGAGGGACUACCGGCACCAGAACGUGGUGGAAAUGUUCCGCAGCGCUCUGGUAGAGGAGGAACUCUGGGUAAUCAUGGAGUACCUGCAGGGCGGCGCUCUCACACACAUCGUCAGUGAAACCAGACUGAAUGAGGAGCAGACAGCGACAGUGUGUGAAGGCGUCCUUCAGGCGUUGACCUAUCUGCACCAUCAGGGCGUGAUUCACCGUGACGUCAAGAGCGACUCCAUCCUACUGACGCUGGACGGGCGGGUCAAGCUGUCAGACUUCGGGUUCUGUGCUCAGAUCAGUAAAGACGUUCCGAAGAGGAAAUCUCUGGUUGGGACUCCGUACUGGAUGGCUCCUGAGGUCAUCGCCAAGACUCCGUAUGGGACAGAGGUGGACGUCUGGUCUCUGGGCAUCAUGGUGGUGGAGAUGGUCGAUGGAGAGCCGCCAUACUUCAGUGACACGCCCAUCAACGCCAUGAAGAAGCUGAGGGACCAAUCAGCUCCGAGCGCCAGGAACAUACACAAGGUGUCUCCAGUCUUGAAGGACUUUCUGGGCUGCAUGCUGACUCGUGACACGCUGCGGCGAUCGAGCGCCGCCGAUCUGCUGCAGCACCCAUUCAUGCUGCAGGCCGGCUCGCCGCGCUGCCUCGUCCCCCUGGUGGAGCAACACCGCAAACGCAUGUCACUGUGCUGAGACAAGACAAGACUGAGACUCACCUGAGACAAGACUGAGACUCACCUGAGACAAGACUGAGACUCACCUGAGUGAGCUCAGUUUCUUGUUUAUUGAUGAGCAGCCAAUCACAUACGAGCCUCCAGCAGGUGGUGAACUUUGACCUCCAGCUGAUGUCACCUGUGACCUCACCUGAGAAGAGGAAGUCUCAUCUACGUGUCACUUCCUGUCAGAUGACGUCCUGGUUGACCUUUGACCUUUCAGCGGGCAGACGGAGGAUUUGACAUUUCAUGUUGCUGAAAACAAAUUUUAUUACAAUAAUUAAUUAUUUACUGACUGAUGAGAUCAGAUUUCAAAAUAAAAGCCCUCUGACAGGAAACAAUGAUUCAG
Messenger RNA from Larimichthys crocea (large yellow croaker), 2962 nucleotides. It is a transcript of the gene pak6b, whose product is annotated as p21 protein (Cdc42/Rac)-activated kinase 6b. The record is from RefSeq and is a predicted model, not a curated record. Bases 638 to 2593 code for a protein of 651 amino acids. Gene Ontology annotation, biological process: protein phosphorylation. Gene Ontology annotation, molecular function: protein serine/threonine kinase activity; ATP binding. The transcript has 8 exons. NCBI's taxonomy places the organism in Eukaryota, Metazoa, Chordata, Actinopteri, Sciaenidae.